Messenger RNA from Daphnia carinata, 1010 nucleotides. RefSeq lists its product as uncharacterized. NCBI's taxonomy places the organism in Eukaryota, Metazoa, Arthropoda, Branchiopoda, Diplostraca, Daphniidae. Gene Ontology annotation, molecular function: ribosome binding. The coding region runs from base 87 to 902 and encodes 271 amino acids. Gene Ontology annotation, cellular component: mitochondrial inner membrane. Gene Ontology annotation, biological process: inner mitochondrial membrane organization; protein insertion into mitochondrial inner membrane from matrix. The transcript has 3 exons. The record is from RefSeq and is a predicted model, not a curated record.
AUGUAAUUUUGUGUGUUAGAACCGAAAGACCAUAUACAAACAACGCCGUUUGAUUUACUUGUAGCGAAUUAAGUGGACAUCAAAGGAUGACGUACAGGUUUAUGUCGUCCACCGCGAGGACUAUCUAUCAGUCUCGAUCAUUUUGGGCUGCGCAAACGAAAAGUGCAUUACCUCGUAGUCAUUUACCUGAGGGUUUACUAGCAAUUAAGCAGGUCCAGUUAUCUGUAGUGUCCGCCUUACCGGCCAAUCGAAGUUAUUUGCAUACUUCAACGAGCAUUUGGUCAGAAAAUAGAAAUGAAAGUGAACAGCCAAUCGCCCAACUGCCCCAAUUGAUGAACAACCCACCUCAUAUCGUCUGGCCAAGCUUUUUCAAAAGUGUCAGCAACCUGAUGUCAUCAUUUUUGAUUAUUAAACCCUACUUCGACAAUGAUUUCAGUUUAAAAGAGUUUGUUCGUGGAUCCAAACAAGCCCUUCUUGUCAUUGCCAAUGCUCUCGCUGUGGGGGAUCUUGACAGCUUAAAAGAACUCUUAGAUAAAGAGGCUUUUUCUGAAAUCAAAGAAAACAUAUGCAGGUUCGACAGCAAGCAACUGGCUGAAUUAGCUAUAUCCAAUCCAGAAGAUAUAUAUCUGACAUUUCCUUACCAAGUGGGCAUCAUCAUGAAUGAUAAUGCAAAAGGUGUUCAAGAACGAUUUGUGGAAAUCACAGUGUGUUUCCAUAUCUUGAGAGAUCUUAGCGAACUGAUCAAAACGGGGAAUUUUCAGCCUGGACCAAGUUCUUUUCAAACCCAUCGUGAUAAAAUCGUUAUCUGCAACUAUCGAUUUAUUCGCGAGUUCACUAAGGGUGUUGAAGGCCAAUGGACAGUCAACUUGGUUCACCAUUUUAACCUGUCAAAUGAUAGCUAGUCUAUAGCUGACGUUUACGGUACAUCAUAUUUUUCUCAUUUUUUCGUAUUCAGUAAACUUAAAAAUGAAACGUUUACCGAAAAAAUGUAUUAAAUGAAAUCGAUAGUC